Naegleria gruberi is the source of this 1550-nucleotide messenger RNA. RefSeq lists its product as uncharacterized. Bases 21 to 1529 code for a protein of 502 amino acids. The record is from RefSeq and is a predicted model, not a curated record. NCBI's taxonomy places the organism in Eukaryota, Heterolobosea, Eutetramitea, Acrasida, Naegleriidae. Gene Ontology annotation, biological process: proteolysis. Gene Ontology annotation, molecular function: metallodipeptidase activity. Gene Ontology annotation, cellular component: cytosol. The transcript has 3 exons.
CAACACCAAAGAUUAUUAACAUGUCCUUGCAAAGAAGUUUAGAAGCAAUCAAGGGUUUGCAUCCUGCUCCAUUGUGGAAUUACUUUGUCAAACUCUCCCAAUGCCCACGUCCAUCCAAGAAGGAAGAAAAGGCUAUUGAAUUUUUGAGAGCCUACGCUAAGGAAAAUAACUUUGAUAUCAAUGUUGAUAAUGUUGGCAAUUGUUUGAUCAAGGUUCCAGCUACUCCAGGCUAUGAAAAUACUCCAACUGUUGCUAUUCAAGGACAUAUUGAUAUGGUUUGUGAGAAAAAUAAAACCACUCAACAUGAUUUUGACACUGAUCCAAUUACAUUGAUUCGUAGUCAAGAUGGUGAUUGGAUUCAUGCUGAUGGUACUACUCUCGGAUCUGACAAUGGUAUUGGUGUUUGUUGUGGAUUGGCUCUUGCCACUGAUAAGGAUGUUGUCCACGGACCAAUUGAAUUGUUGUUGACCAUUGAUGAAGAAACUGGCAUGUCAGGAGUUAUGGCAUUAAAGCCAGAAUUCUGUACUGCCAAGUAUUUGUUGAAUUUGGAUGCUGAAGAACUUGGUGCUUUCUAUGUUGGUUGUGCUGGUGGUCAAGAUACUACUGCUUCUUUCGAUAUUGUUGAAGAAGAAUUGGUUGACUCAUCUUCAUUUGAACAAGUUUCAAUUAUGGUUUCUGGUUUGAAGGGUGGUCACUCUGGUAUUGAUAUUCACACUGGACGUGGUAAUGCCAUUAAAUUGUUGGCCAGAACUUUGAAGCAUGUUUUGGAUGAAGUUCCAUCUGAUAAUCUCAAAGUUUUCUAUAUUGAAGCUGGUAGUAAGAGAAAUGCAAUUCCAAGAGAAGCUUGGGUUAAUGCCUAUGUCAAGAAGGAUAAAUUGGAAGCUGUUAAGGAAAGAGUUGCUGCUUUUGAAAAGUUAGCUGUUUCUGAAUUCAGUGUUCCAGAACCAAACUUGAAGAUUUCUGUUGGUCCAGUUGAAUCUGCCACUACUUCUACUAAGGUCUUUGCUAGUGAAUUCUUGUCCAAAUUGAUUUCAGUCAUCUUUGCUGUUCCUCAUGGUGUUUUCCAAAUGAGUCCAGUUAUUGAAGGUCUCGUUGAAACCUCUACCAACUUGGCUAUUGUCAAUACUCGUGAUGGUAAGAUUGAAUUCUGUACUUCUCAAAGAUCAAGUGUCAACUCUGCCAAGAACUACGCUGCUCACAGUGUUGCUUCUGUCUUUGCCUUGUCAGGUGCUGACGUCAAACACUCUGAUGGUUAUGUUGGAUGGCAACCAGAUAUGAAUUCUCCACUCCUCAAGUUAUGUAAGGAUGUUUACACUGAAAAGUAUAAGGCUACUCCAGAAAUUAAGGCUAUUCAUGCUGGUUUGGAAUGUGGUUUGCUCUUGGAAACUUAUCCAAACAUGCACAUGAUUGCUUAUGGUCCAACCAUUGUUGGUGCUCACUCUCCAGACGAAAAGGUCAGAAUUGCUGAUGUUGCUCAUACUUAUGAAUUGACCAGUGCUAUUUUGGAAGCUAUUGCCAAGAGUCAAUAAAUUGUAAUUUCCACAUCAUUU